Molecule: messenger RNA, 1155 nt
Organism: Linum tenue
Lineage: Eukaryota; Viridiplantae; Streptophyta; Magnoliopsida; Malpighiales; Linaceae
Source: the annotation of a GenBank genome assembly
CUGACGUGGCGCAAAUACAUCUAUGUCCUUUCCAGCGUGGCGUUCCAGUGGCCGACUGGAGAUGAGCGGCGGAGACGACGACGACUCGGCAGGCUGAAUCAAGAGCAGGGGGCAGCGGUGGAAUUUGCUCGACAUUUUCGUUCUCUGCGUGCAAGGAUGGACAUCAACUCAGCAACUUAUGUACAGCCCGGUUUUGUCAAGCUCGAAAGACAGCAUGCUCCUGGUGUGAGGGUUGGGAGACUGAACUGGCUGACAAUUCAGUCUUGGUCAAGGAACAGAGUUACUGGCUUGUCUACUUUACCAGUGAAAGCAUCUUCCGCUAGUAAGGAACAUGAGAAGAGAUCACCAGUGGUUAAAAUGUGUGGCAUAACGUCAGCUAGAGAUGCUGUAAUCGCUGCAGAAGCUGGAGCUAAUUAUAUAGGGAUGAUUCUGUGGCCCAACUCUAAACGAUCAAUUUCACUUUCUGUUGCAAAAGAAAUUUCAAAAGUUGCAAGGGAAAAUGGAGAGCAACCUGUCGGUGUAUUCGUUGAUGAUGAUGCAGAAACGAUAAUGAGAGCUGCUGAAGUUGCUGAUCUUGAAUUUGUUCAGCUUCAUGGGUCUGGUUCACGUGGCAAGGGAUUCAACUGGGCUCAGUUUAAGUUACCUCCAAUACGAAGCAAGCAUGGCUGGCUAUUAGCAGGGGGGAUAAAUCCCGAAAACGUUUCUGAAGCUUUGAGAACCCUUCAGCCUGAUGGCAUAGACGUUAGCAGUGGCAUUUGUGGCUCAGAUGGAAUCACCAAGGAUCAAUCCAGAAUAUCCUCAUUCAUGAGUGCCAUACGUUAAGGUUCCCAAGUCCCCCCAUAUCACUAGCCAAACUGAUGUUGAUUCAAUGAUUUCUGAGAAGACGAGAAGUUGAAGAAAUAAGACGGCAAUCACAGGUGAGAAGAAGAAGACAGAAUCAUAGGUGAGAACCAUAAGAAGAAAACACUUCUGCGUCAUGCAAGGCUUCUAACAGGAAGGCUCGAGCUAGUGAAUAGGAUUCACUCUUCUUUUUGCGCAGAGAGCACACUUUCAUCAUUCUAUCCACCUCCUCCUAUGGCUGGUGUGGGCAGUGUAUGUUGUUAGUUUAGACAGUCAAACAUUGUGUUCAUGUAAACUCAGGUGUUCUUUGUAUUC